AAAAUAGAACAAUUUUAACUGCGCAAUUCCACUUCCUGUUAUUAUGAGAAGUGACGCGGGAAUGAAUCCCUGAAUAGUUAUUUAGCAAUUGAGUGUAUUUCUUAUCUUCAAAUGGAUAUCGUACUAUGUCCAUAAGAGGCAUAAAGUUCAUCUAUUCUGUAGGAGAACCCGUCCUCUGUUUUGAACCAGAUCCGACAAAGGCCCGAGUACUUUAUGAUGCAAAGAUAUUAGAUACAGAUGUUACACACAAUAAACAUGGCCAGAGAAUUCCUGCAUAUCACAUCCAUUUCCAGGGUUGGAAUACCAGCUGGGACAGAGUAGUUGCAGAAAAUUCUAUUUUGGAAAACACAGAAGAAAACAGAAUACUUAUGAAGCAGUUGUCAGAUGCUACUAGAAGGUUUAGUUCAAAUAAGAGCAGAAAUAAACAUAUAGAUGCCAUUUUGAGAAGAACAUUUAAGGGGAGAUCACCCUUGGCAGAAAGUGACGAUGAUCAGCAGAAUGUGUCAGAUGAAGAAGAUGAUGACUUGGAAGAGGAAAGUGGAGAUGAAUCGGAAGCAAAUGGUAGAAUAGACGAUGAUGAUGAGAUAGAAAAUGGCGUACAGAAUGGUGAUCAUGACGAGGAUGAAGACAGUCAGAGUCUGGAGGGAAGUGAAAUUAGUGGGAAAAGUAAUAAAAGUGAAGAUAGAAAGAAAAAGUUGCUGUUAGAAUUUGAAAUCCCUGAAGUAUUGAAGGAAGAGUUAGAGAAAGAUUACUUGUCCAUAAAUAGAGAUGAUAUGCUUGUUUCUCUGCCUGCAGAACACAAUGUGAUCAACAUUUUAGAGAGUUUUGUGAAGACUUUUUGUGUAAACCUGAUGUGUGGUACACCAGGAAAACCUAGAUAUUUAGAUAAAGAGGGGAACAAUAUACCAUUUGAAAAGAACAUACAUUUAUGUAAAGAAUUAGUAGAUGGACUUAGGAUUUGUUUUGACUAUACCUUACCAUUAGUUUUGUUGUACGACAAUGAGAGACAACAGUAUGGCAAGUUACAAACUACUUACAAGAACAAAGGGGAAACUAAAACUAGCAUGCAGUCCCCAGGCAGACCACCAGGAAGAGGGAGACCUGCAAAACAUCAUACACCAGCCUCCUCCUGUAAUGGAGAACCAUCACCAAAGUUACCAAAGCUUUCACCAAAAAUAUUUAAAAAAGAAAAAAUAGAUUUUACACAAGAAGAGGAGAUAACUCCUAGAAGAUUGACCAGACAAUCAAUACAUGAAGUUGUGAAAAAAGACACAGAUAAAGUUUCUGGUACUGAAUCAUCAUCUGCAGACGACAAUGAAAGGGACAUAGACAAAAAAUCAGACAGUGUCGCAUCCAGUCAUAAAAGAGGUAGAAAAAGACGUAAAUCAAGUGGAAACAAAGAUCUGUCAGAACUUAAAGAGGAGGAAAUACCUCCUGAGAAGCCUGGACCAUCUAAACGUCGUGGAGACAGGCCUCCUCCAUUGUUAUUACCCAGUGCUGUUUCGGGUCAGGAUAAAACCCAGGAGUCAACAGGAAGUAACGAAAGUAGUGACAGUAAUACAGCAGCAAAUAGAGAAGAUGUUAUAAACAGUGUGUUGUCAUGGCAACUACUCCCACCAGAAGCUUAUCAAACAUAUGCUCCAUCUUUAGUGUAUGGCGCACAGCAUCUACUUAGAAUUUUUGUAAAAAUGCCUGACUUGAUCAUGUCCAUGGAUAUGAGUGAAUCUAAAGUACAGGCUUUAGUCAGCUUGCUAGAACACUUUCUUGAUUAUUUAACAGAAAGAAGAACAGAGUUAUUUACAUCAUCAUCUUACAAGACUGCAUGAAAGAAUUGUUUGUUGUCAAGAAACAGAAUUAUAGUUCAUUAAAUAGGGCAUACAUUUUACAAAAUAUAUAUGAUAAAAAACAAAGACUCAACAAUAUUUAUCUGCUUAUUAUGGAAGUUAUGAAAGGAUUUUACUGUAACAAGUGAGGCUGUUUUGAACCCAUUUCAUUGACAAUCUGAAAAGAAGAACUAUGUGAAAGUUGUAAAACGAUAAGGAAGAAAUACAUUUGCUCAUAAAUUGUUUCAUUUAACACAUUUAUCUAUUCAUGUCAUUAUGACAUAGCCCAACAGACAAUCUAUCAUAUCACUUUGUCAUUAAAAUAUAUUGGGCUCAUUUUCAUUGAAACUGAUUUUAUGUGGCCUUGAAAAAAAGUUUUGCAAACAUUUUAUUUCUUGUUUGAAGUAAAAAAUAUUUGAUUUUUGUUGAGUAAUUAUCCAAAUAAUUCAUUGUAAUAUAUUUUUUUCAUGCAUUUGUCACAUCUAAUCAUAUAUCAGUAAUCAUAAAAUAGUACAAUGAAAAAAAAUCUUUUCUGAAACAACUUAACCAAUAUAAACCAAAAGUUGUCAAGAAAUAUCAUAAGGCUGUCUUGGUCAAAUCUUUUUUGCAAUGAUGAAGAGAAGAUAGUGUUACAUUACUAAUUUUGAGUGAGAAAAAUGUGAAGCUGCUAUUGCAGGAUUGAGACAUUUUUACCUUUAAACUUUCCUUACUUUUAGUUUCAAAGGUUCUCAAUCUAUGUUGCUCUUACCUGACAUACAUUUAUUUGUUAUUAUAUUUGUGUUGUUAAGUUCAAUAUUUAGUGCAUGCCAGGAUUUAAACAGUAGAAAACAAUACCUAAGUUUUACUCCCCACCUAUUUUGGAAAUGGGUUAUAAAUUUUCUGAUCUGUGUGUCCUUCCAAAAAUUCUGUUUAUCCUUCGUAUACCCAGUUAGAUUUUAAGCAUGGUAGUUUUCCAUGAUAUUGCAGUCAUAACAACUUCAUUCUUAGUUCACAAUGUAAAAUUUAUGAAUUUGUAUCUGGAUCUAAUGAAUUAUGGGUAUAUUUAUUGUUGGUAUUAAAAUUGUGUCAUGUCAUUUGUCAAAUUUCCAUUGUUUAGGAUGUUUUUAGCCAAUCAAAACAUUUUGUUGUACUCUACUGAAAAUAUUACCCAGAAUUCAUAAGAUUCUGAAACAGUGAAUUACAUAACACCAAUUACACAGAUCACUGGUCAUAAAAAUGUGAUAGUUGGAAAUUAAGGUUAAAGUUUUUGGGUUUUGUUUAUUUUGAAUGAAAAUUAAUAAACAAAUUACAAUGUUGACCUGAUUUCAUGGUUCAGAGAACAAAUUUGAAAGUACAUGUAUGAGUAGGGGCUGAUGUUCUUUGGACUCAUAUUAUUGUUUGGUUUAUAAACCAUUUGUUGUUGUUAGGUUUUACAAUGAAUUUUUGAAAUUGAUUUGAAUUUGAAAUUAAAAUAGUUAAGCAGGAAAUAUAGUUUUAUGUAGUAGAUUUUAUUUAUAUAUUUGUCAGCAAUUGGAGUAACGCAAUGUUUCAUUCAUUUGUAAAAUUACAAUAUUUUAACCAAAGGUACAUUUUGUGUGUGCAUUUUUACUCUUUGAAAGUUUUACAUCCAAACAUUAAAUUGAAAUUAAUGCAAACAAUAUUAUUAGAAUCGAAAGUCUUAAUUUCAAAUGAGGUAAUUAUUGACUUUUUGUUUUAUUUGUAUCACACUCAUAUGAGGUAUUCAGAUCCUGUGUCUGAGCAUGGGUUACAAGGUUAUGAUGACACUCAAUUUUACUUUCUAUUCUGGUAAUUAUAACAUCAGCCAAUGAAGUUUCAGCCUUCAAAUUUCUGAAGGUAUGUAUCAAUCCGAUAAAACCAAAAGAUCCCAAAAGAUCUGUAAAACAGGAAGUAGAUUAGAGCAUUUUCAGGUCAUUGUAAGCAAAGCUGAGACACAUAAUAUGUAUUUUAAUUAGAUUGACACAAGAUAUUUAUUUUGUAAGUUUGUAAAUGUAAGAUGUUUGCAGCAACUAAGUACAUAAAACUCCAUUGUACAAUAUCAUAGAAUGUGUUGAAUAUUUUUGUAAAAUAUUUGUUCCUAUUCUUAUUCAUAUCUUUAAAUGUUGAGUUGUAUAUAUUUUUAGAGUUCAUAUGCUUGCAUGAUUUUAAAAUUUAGUGUUCAUGUAGAUAUAUUUAAUAAAUGUGUCAUGUUCAAAAACUC
Messenger RNA from Mytilus trossulus (common blue mussel), 4020 nucleotides. RefSeq names its product male-specific lethal 3 homolog. Lineage: Eukaryota; Metazoa; Mollusca; Bivalvia; Mytilida; Mytilidae. Gene Ontology annotation, biological process: chromatin organization; regulation of DNA-templated transcription. Bases 126 to 1826 code for a protein of 566 amino acids. The record is from RefSeq and is a predicted model, not a curated record. The transcript is spliced from 11 exons. Gene Ontology annotation, cellular component: nucleus; NuA4 histone acetyltransferase complex; MSL complex.